Ixodes scapularis (black-legged tick) is the source of this 1602-nucleotide messenger RNA. RefSeq names its product glutamate-gated chloride channel (gene pHCl-1). The annotation marks the transcript as partial. Lineage: Eukaryota; Metazoa; Arthropoda; Arachnida; Ixodida; Ixodidae. Gene Ontology annotation, biological process: regulation of membrane potential; signal transduction; nervous system process. The transcript is spliced from 10 exons. Gene Ontology annotation, cellular component: neuron projection; synapse; membrane. Gene Ontology annotation, molecular function: neurotransmitter receptor activity; chloride channel activity; transmembrane signaling receptor activity. The record is from RefSeq and is a predicted model, not a curated record.
CUACUACUACUACUACUACUACCACUACUACUACUACUACUACUACCGCCCACCUCCUCCUCUUUGCACCAGGCGCACCUCAUCAGAUUCCACAAUUAUACGGACAAGCAAAUUCUGGACUAUCUAUUGGAUCCCGUUCGGUAUGACCACAGAAUAAGACCCGAAGAGAAGACGCUAGUGAACGUGAGUGUCUUGCUGCUGACACUGUCCUCCCCAGACGAGUCGAGCCUGAAGUACGAGAUCGAGUUCCUACUGCACCAGAAGUGGGAGGACAGGCGGCUUCGGUUCCUGGACGACGUGGCCACUCCUAUGGGUCACCUGAACGGGCUGCUCCACGAGUCGCGCGUCUGGAAGCCCGACAUCUACUUUCUCAAGCACGGGGAGUUCAAGUCUCCGCUCACGCCCAUCCACAUGAGCCUCAGGCUAUACCCGAACGGCACCGUCAUCUACACGCUCAGGAGGCACAUGACCCUGGUGUGUCAGGGCAAUCUCAAGAUUUUUCCCUUUGACAAUCCAAAAUGCCCUUUCGCCGUUGAAAGCAUGUCAUACGAGGAGAGCCAGCUGAAGAUCGACUGGACAGACCCGUCCAUCAGCACGGCCACCUCGCUGCGCGCACACAAUGCCUACCUGGCCAAGAACGAGACCGGCUACUGCGACACCAGGCACACCUGGAGAGGUAACUACAGCUGCCUCCGAGUGCUGCUGGUCUUCACGAGGGACAAGUCCUUCUACAUCAGCACCGUGUUUGUACCGGGCAUCGUGCUGGUCACGAGCUCCUUCAUCAGCUUCUGGUUGGACAUUAACGCCGUGCCGGCCCGUGUCAUGAUCGGCGUCACAACCAUGCUCAACUUUUGCACCACCACCAAUAGCUUCCGUUCGAACCUUCCCGUGGUGUCCAACCUGACCGCCAUGAACCUGUGGGACGGCGUCUGCAUGUUCUUCAUCUACGCGUCCAUGCUGGAGUUCAUCAUCGUCAACUACCUGUACCGCAACCUGGGCAGAAGACAGCACCCCCACCACGGUGCCGGCGCCGGAGGCCACCCGAGCAGUCGACCUUCGUCAUCUGCCGGCGGCGCGGUGGCGGCCGCUGAGGCCCCGGGGGUCCGGGCCCCGCUCCUGCAGGCACCCAGGAGCCGGGCGCAGGACUUCGAGAUGAUGAAAAAGCAGCAGAGCAGUAACCACAAGGCGAGCUCAGGAGGCCUGCAGGAGCCGGCUGCAGCGCACGACGUGAACAGUCUUGUGCGUCCGCUCUCUGCUUCGGCGGGCCUGGCCGGGUUAGGCACCACAGCGGGGUCGGCACCCACGCCCACGGAUGCAGCGGGCAUCGACCUCAGCACGGGAGAGCCGGCCGCCAUGACGGGGAACGGGGCCGGGCCCAGGACUGAGAGACUCCGGGCCGUAGCCUCGGUGUUCGCCUGGCUCCGACGGCCCCAACUCUUCCCAACCGAAUUGCCGCCCAAGCCGCGUAUUGCAAAAGCUAUUGACUACUUCUCACGAACCGUGUUCCCGGUACUGUUCGGCGUCUUCACGUUCGGGUUCUUCCUGGCCUACGCCGCCAUCGGGCCUUUGGCAGAGGAGAACUGGAAGCUCAUCGAGUACUAG